This is a messenger RNA of Hipposideros armiger (great roundleaf bat), 2310 nucleotides long. RefSeq names its product sialic acid binding Ig like lectin 11 (gene SIGLEC11). The record is from RefSeq and is a predicted model, not a curated record. The transcript has 7 exons. Lineage: Eukaryota; Metazoa; Chordata; Mammalia; Chiroptera; Hipposideridae. Gene Ontology annotation, biological process: cell adhesion. Gene Ontology annotation, cellular component: plasma membrane. Gene Ontology annotation, molecular function: sialic acid binding. The coding region runs from base 368 to 1807 and encodes 479 amino acids.
UUUCAGUUCCCCACGUGUGUGCUGUUUAUCCUGGUAGCCUUCAUUUACAAAAUACAAAUUCAAAGAUGAAGUUAUUAAGAAUUUCAAAAUGGCGGUCUCAGAGAAUUGAACCCCAGGCGUGAGGCGCUGCUGAGCAUGGGGCCUUGUGCAAUGGUCCUGCUUCUCACUGUGGAGCUGGGAGCCUUGUGUGGAGAAAGGCAGGAUGCUGGAUGCUGCGUGUCCUUGGGGAGCCUGGGGGCAGGGCACUGGCUUUGGGGUCACAGUGAGGGUGAGGCCCCUGAGGGUAGCAGUUGGAAGUCUACUUUCCUGGUUGCCCCCAGCUGCAUCAUUGAGUAAAUGUUUGCCUGGCAAGCGAAUGAAUAAAUGAAUGGCCUCCACCACCUCCCCUGAAGUCCUUACUCACCUAUUUCCCCUGAGAGCCCGCUCCUGGGAACACCCUCCCGCUGAGGCUGACCCAGAUUGGCCCCUAUCGCUCUCUCUGCAACUUUCAUGUGUGAAAGGAGAAGUCAGAUGGGGGGAAUCUUCUGUGAUAUCUGUGGUUCCUGAGGUUCCUCUUCUGUGGAUGGUCACUGCCCCCUCCCGAAGCUUCCUCUUGGAGCUUCCUUCCAAAACAGACAGACAAGUCCAGAAGCAGGACAGUCAGAGGACAGGCCCAACCCCUGGGACCCUGGAGAUGCUGCGACUGCUGCUGCCCCUGCUAUGGACAGGGUCCCUGCAGAAGGAUCUAGAGUACAAGCUGCAAGUGCAGGAAUCAGUGACGGUGCAGGAGGGCCUCUGUAUCUUCGUGCCCUGCACUGUGUCCUACCCCUGGGUUGACUGGCAGGACUCUACUCCAGCUCAUGGCUACUGGUUCCAGAAAAUGGAUAAUCCCAAAAAAGAUAUUCUCGUGGCCACAAACAACCAAACCAAGAAAGUAGUAAAGAAGACCAAUCAUCGAUUCCACCUCCCCGGAGACCUCAGGGGCAACAACUGCUCUCUGAGCAUCACGGGCGCCUAUAAGAAAGACAGUGGAAAGUAUUAUUUCCAACUGGAGAGAGGUCAUGUGAACCACAUUUACCAAGGUGACCAGCUCACUGUAAACGUGACAGGUAUGGAAUGGUUCCCAGGACUGCCCCGGGUGGAGUCGGAGCAUGAAGGCGAAUUUACCUGCCGAGCUCAGCACCCACGGGGCUCCCUGAGCAUCUCCCUGCACCUCUCUGUGCACUAUCCUCCACAGCUGCUGGGACCCUCCUGCUCCUGGGAGGAAGAGGGGCUGUACUGCAGCUGCUCCUCCCGAGCCCAGCCGGCCCCCUCCGUGCACUGGCAGCUGGGAGAGAGGCUGCUGGAGGGGAGCCUCAACAACACCUCCUUCAAGGUCACCUUCAGCUCAGCAGGUCCCUGGACCAAUAGCUCCCUGAGCCUCAGCAAGGGGCUCAGCUCCAGCCUCAGGCUCAGCUGCGAGGCUGGAAAUGUCCACGGGGCUCAGAGCGCCACUGUCCUGCUGCUGCCAGGGAACCUCAAGCCUGGGGAAAGAUUCCUUCUGGGGGCUGGCUGGGGAGCUGGUGUUGCUGGCCUGCUCAGUCUAUUUGUCUACCUCUUCUUUAGGAUGAAGACUUGCAGGAAGAAGGCACCUCCACGCAGCGUUCCCAGCUCCUGGGUUUACCAGCAUGAGUGUCCAACAAGCAGUCCCUUAGACCCCCCUUCCCCACCUGUGGCUGACCCCACCUUGGAGGAGGAGGAGCAUGAACUCCAUUAUGCCACCCUCAGUUUCCAAGCCACCAGAACCACCAGCACCACUGAGUAUGCAGAGAUCAAGCUCUGCAAAUGACGACACCCAGCUCCGGUGACCCAGAGCUUCUCAGGGAAGGGAGACAUCAGGGACAUGUGUAUGGAAGUCCCAUUGGUGUGGUGAUGGGCAGAACCGGGCUCAAAUUUCAGCCCUGUCACCAAUUAUGAGCAUGAGUUUGAGCAAGUCACUUUACUUCUCAGUCUCCUCUCUGUCACAUGGACACAAUAAACUGAACUUACAGGGGUGUUGUGGGGCAUCAAAGCAGUAACCAAUGGGCUCAUGUGCAGAGCACCGUGCCAGAGGACACAUCUCUUCUCAGGGACGCCCACCUGGAAUAAGGGACCAGCCAUCCUGGCACAAAUGGGGACCACUCGGCAGGGCUGUUCUAGCUCUGGAGCUCCCCGAAGGCCUGGAGGAGGCUGUCACUGGGUUGCAUUGCAGUUCAGUUCUCCCUCUGCCCCACCUGUCCCCUUUCUCCUCCCCUCCACAGGGACCAUCCCUGGGGCAUGUACCUCUGCACACUAGUCUCUCUCAGCCCCUUU